AUGUCGAAAUCAGUAGUGCGAACAUUCAGUAUUUAUAUACUGCUCUGGCUACUCUCAAUCGUUGCAUACUGCUCAGCUACUAGAGGUCGCAACAACUUUCGCGAGUUCGGCGACGAGCGUACCAGCAUUGCUGACGACGGUCCACAACGAUGGUACUUUGCGGAAUCGCCGUUUAUGAUCGCAAAAAAGCAAAUGAGCGAACGUGAUAUUAAUUCUUUGCUGAGAAACGCAUGGCUUGGAUAA
Molecule: messenger RNA, 243 nt
Organism: Gongylonema pulchrum
Lineage: Eukaryota; Metazoa; Nematoda; Chromadorea; Rhabditida; Gongylonematidae
Source: the annotation of a GenBank genome assembly